GAUAGUAACUCGCCAACCCCAGGAAGCUGCGCAGCUCGCCUACGUUUGCUGGAGUCGGACAAUCCCGCACAGCAGUCACCUUAGCUGGGUCGGUGGCUACCCCUCGCUCACUCACAACGUGCCCCAGGAAGGCCGUCUCCCUCCGGAGCAGCUGGCACUUCCGGGGAUUCAACCGUAGCCCAGCCCGGCAAAUCGCAGUGAGCACGUUGUGGAGGUUAGCGAGGGCGUGCUCAAAGCUACUGGCAUGUACUAGGAGGUCGUCCAGGUACACUACACCGCAGCUUCGGGGGACGGCCGACAACACCCUUUCCAUCAGCCACUCGAACGUGGCAGGGGCAUUGCACAGUCCGAAUGGCAUCACGCGGAACUGCCACAACCCUUGCCUGAUGGUGAAAGCGGUUUUAGCCUUAGCAUCCUCGGCCAUUUUGACCUGCCAGUAGCCACUCCGGAGGUCCAGCGAGCAGAACCAACUGGACCCCGCGAUGUGGUCUAGCGCCUCGUCAAUGCGGGGGAGAGGGUAGGCAUCUUUGCGCAUUACGGCGUUGAGGCGCCGAUAGUCCACGCCAAAAAUGCCACUCUCCGUUCUUCUUCCGCACUAGGACAGCAGGGGCCGCCCACGGGCUGUUGGAGGGCUCAAUGACGCCUGCAGCAGCCAUCUCUCUAACCUUCUCCUCUGCCCCCAGCCGCUUUGCGAGUGACAACCGGUGAGGGCGCAGACGAACCGGUGUAGCGUCACCAGUGUCAAUGGCGUGCUGCACUAGCUCGGUCUGCGUGCAUUCCUCAUCACGGGCAGCGAAGAGGUCUGCAUUGUCCUUCAGCAAGCGUUCAAGCUGUUGGCAUUGGUGAGGGUCGAGGCCGCUGCAGCUGCGUCGCCACAGCUCGCGGACAGCACUUACCAUCUCGACAGAGGGGGGGGGGGGGGGCAGGUUGUGACAGUGGGGCAGGCGAGCCACGCUCUGUGUUGGUUAGCUGGGGCGGCGGCUGGUGAGGGUGGGCUGAGGCUGCUCGGCGACGGAUCCUCCUGGACCUGCGUUUCCUCUUGGGGGUGGCGUGAAGAGCAAGGGUGGUGGCACCGAUGGAGAGCCUGGUGUUGGCGAUGUCCACCGUGGCACCCCAGUGGACCAGCAGAUCCAGGCCGAUUAUGCAUGCGUCGCUGAUGUCGGCCAGCCAGAACUCGUGCGUCACCACCUCUCGGUUUCCGACCUCCAUGCUCACCAUCUUCUUGCCCCGCAUGCCGAGCCUCUGCCCCGUCACUGACUGCAGCUGAGUGGUUGUUGGGGACCAGGCAGUGUUGGGGAGCGUUCCUGGUCGCACCAGGGAGAUGGUGGCCCCCGUGUCGACCAGUGCCCAGCAGGAUUGCCCAUCCAGCCUACAAUGCAGGUAUAACCCACCCGCUUCCCCCAGUCGGCCCACUCGCUGUUGGAUGGUUUGCUCUUCCGCCCUCAGAAGGGCAGGCUGCUCUCCUGCCCUGAAAAGGGCGGGCUGGAAUUUGCUUUUGGCUCUCGUAAUGGAAGGACUUUGCUCGGUUCCCACCUUCACAAAGGCAGAUGGAAUAUUUGCUUUCGCGAGUGGGACCGAACUGGUUUCAGGUGCAGCAGGCUGCUCCUGAUUGAGGAGGAUGGGUUCCUGGGACAGCGAUUUCCUCACAGCGCCGCCCCCGCGUUGUUUAUCGCCGGCCGUGGCGAUCGGGGCUUGGGCGCUGGUGCUGGGCAGUUGCAGGCCAGGUGCCCUGGCUCAUCGCAGCGAUAGUAGCGGCCGCGUCGUGCUGGUGGUGGGCGCUGUCGUCACUGUUGUGGGGGUGAGCGUGCCCAACGGACUUCCUCCUCCUCCUCCUCGUAGCAGUCGCUUUCGCGGACGCGGGGCCGGGUUGUCUGCCCUGGAGCCAAGCAGAGGACGUCCUCAGCCGCAGUGACGGGCAGCCAGCUGCAGCUGGACUAGUGGGGUACUGCCACUCAUCAUAGCCAGAAGAGGGCGCCAACUGCCCACUGGAAUGCAGUGCUGGAACACAGAACCUCUUUGCUUAUAUAAGGCAACAGAUUAUACACCACAGGAGGACGUGAGAUCUUGAACCAUGGGGGGCGGGUACUCGGUCACCGUGAAGAACAAGACCCCGUACACUUGGCAUUACUCAGAUGAGGAAAGGGGCAGACUGAGUGCCUGGGAAUCUAAACAGUUUAAGGAGGGCGUAUUCAAUGAAUCAAAGCUAUAUCUGACAUAUGGAGAUCAGAGAGAAGUGUCUUUAUCUCUGCAUACUGGAGGCGGCCGCGACACCACAUUCACCAUAAAAGAAAGCUGGGACCGAUCUCUAUUUGAGCUGCAUUGUAGUGUAUGUGGUGAAGUUAGGACUUGCCCCAACUAUGCAAAAAUUGAGGAAGACCGCAUUCGCCAACAGCAACAAGAGGAACAGAGACGUCAGGAGGCACUAAAAAGACAACAAGAAGAACAGAGACGUCAGGAGGCACUAAAAAGACAACAAGAGGAACAAAGACGUCAGGAGGCACUAAAAAGACAACAAGAGGAACAGAGACGUCAGGAGGCACUGAAAAGACUACAAGAGGAACAGAAACGUCAGGAGGCACUAAAAAGACAACAAGAGGAACAGAAACGUCAGGAGGCACUGAAAAGACAACAAGAGGAACAGAAACGUUGGGAGGCACUGAAAAGACAACAAGAGGAACAGAAACUAUGGGAGGCACUGAAAAGACUACUAGAGGAACACAAACGACAAAAAGAGGAACAGAAACGUCAGGAGGCACUAAAAAGACAACAAGAGGAACAGAGACGUCAGGAGGCACUAAAAAGACAACAAGAAGAACAGAGACGUCAGGAGGCACUAAAAAGACAACAAGAGGAACAGAGACGUCAGGAGGCACUAAAAAGACAACAAGAGGAACAAAGACGUCAGGAGGCACUAAAAAGACAACAAGAGGAACAGAGACGUCAGGAGGCACUGAAAAGACUACAAGAGGAACAGAAACGUCAGGAGGCACUAAAAAGACAACAAGAGGAACAGAAACGUCAGGAGGCACUGAAAAGACAACAAGAGGAACAGAAACGUUGGGAGGCACUGAAAAGACAACAAGAGGAACAGAAACUACGGGAGGCACUGAAAAGACUACUAGAGGAACACAAACGACAAAAAGAGGAACAGAAACGUCAGGAGGCACUAAAAAGACAACAAGAGGAACAGAAACGUCAGGAGGCACUAAAAAGACAACAAGAGGAACAGAAACGAUGGGAGGCACUGAAAAGACUACUACAGGAACAAAAACGACAACAAGAGGAACAGAAACGUCAGGAGGCACUAAAAAGACAACAAGAGGAACAGAAACGUCAGGAGGCACUGAAAAGACAACAAGAGGAACAGAAACGAAAUGAAGAGUUGCGCAGACAAGAGGAACUGCGGCGUUUGGAAAGACUGGAGCAGGAAAAGAGGAUUGAGGAACAAAUCAACAGAGAAAAUGAGACUGCAAGAAGGAAGCUGUCAGAAGCAUGGUCAAAGAUAAAUCUGAAUCUAGGUCAAGGGGGGCAAGAGAGACAUCAUCAGCACACCCAUGUGGUACAGCAAGCAGUAGAUGACCAUGCAGGUGCUAUAGAGUGGGAUGAGUCAACUGAAAUCGAGAAGAGGUUCAAUGGCCUGCUGUUGGAAAACCAGAUCAUUGAGAAUAAAAGAUUGACAAAUGCACCAUUAGAAGACAGAAUGAGAAACCUUCAGACUGAACUGACUGUUCAGUUCUGUCAAGAACAAGGCCUUUCCAGUUGGCCUGUGUUGAACCUGGAGGCUGCCCUCCAGUGCACAAAACUGUCACUAACUGAGAGGUUUAGCUUACUCAAAGCAAUGACUCAAGUACAACUGGAAGACAACCAAGAAGGGAGCCAGAAUAUGGACUACCUGAACUGGGAUAAAAACUACAGUUUAUUUCUGUUUUUAAUGGAGAAGCUCAGUGAUGUAAAUAACACUUUGGCCAGUAAACUUAUGUUGGCAUUUCUUGACCUUUUCCCAGAUCUUUCUCAAAUCAGCAAAAAUCACCUGAGUCAAAUCCUGUUCAGUGGCAUCUGGACAACUGUAGAGAUCAUGUUCUUUCUCAGAGGGGUUAGUAGUAGAAUGAACCAGAACACCACAGAGUCAGUCCUUCAUAAAGUGCAGACCUAUAGACUUGGCCUCCUCCUCACUCUCUCUGCCCUAAGAGAUAAAAAUCAAUGUGAGACCCUGCAAGGGAUUGUAGAGGGAGAGACUGACAAAGACAUAGAUUCAAUUUUGAGUGAAAUGCAAGAUGCAAAUUACCCAGACAAGUUUGUCUCAGUGAUUGAGCAAGUCUUAAGACAAGUAGCAGAGGAGCUUACUGAAUACCCAGCAGCACACUUGUGGAAGAAUGUUAGUGUUGCCAAAAAAAUUCAAAAAAAGAUUGGAGACGUGGAACAUAAUAUCAAGUUGUUGAGUUUCAGGAUUGACAUCAGUACUCUCAAAGAUGUCCUUAUUGGCAUUUCCAUGGCUGUUAAAGAAUGUUCAACUCUUGAAACUCAGGGAGGAGAGAAAAUCGAGGGAUAUUUACCCAGAAUCACCCAGCUGGCUUCUUUACUAAUGCUUCUAUUACAGUCAACCGAAGAUAAAGGAUGCCUCCUUGAAAUUGGUACUGGGGAAGGGAAAUCAUGCAUCCUGGCUAUGUUUGCAGUAAUCCAGGCCAUCAGAGGAGCCAAAGUUGAUAUUGUGACCAGUUCUCCGGUGCUUGCAAGACGUGACCAAGGGGAAUGGAGAAAACUCUAUGACAUGUUUGGUGUCUCAUCCUCUGUUGUGCCACCACCACUGAGUGCUUCUGAAAGUCACGAAAAAAGACUUAAGGAUGCUUACCUUAAUCAAAUUGUGUAUGGAACUGUUAGUGACUUUGCUGCAGAUACGCUGAGACAGGAAUUUGAAAGACAGAUCUCUCGUGGGGAGAGGGAAUUUGACUUGGUGAUAGUAGAUGAGGUAGAUUAUAUGACCUUGGACAGUGGCGUUCAGGUGACCUUUCUUUCUCAUGAGGCCAGUGGCAUGAGGCAUGUUGAGCAAGUCCUUGCCAGCAUUUGGUCCAUGCUGUGCCCCUGUCGACCCAUUGAAAUGGAGGAAACUGGGGAGAUGGAAUGGAUAACUGGAAUACAGCAUUUCCACGAGGCUGCAAAAAUGGCUGUGAUGGGUCCAGAAGCAUCGGAACACUUUUCAGAUUUUGACAUUUUGCUCCCGGGGAUACAGUUAGGAUUUUACACGCAGGAUGACAUUAAUCAGUUGAUACAGAGUAAGACAGAGGUACAAAAGGAAGGUAAAGCUAAUGAUUUUCCAGAUGAUAAUUGGAAAGCCACUGAAACAUUCAUGACAAACAUUGGAGUGGAGGAACAACAUGAUCUGCUGUGCAUUCUUGAGACUGCUUUGGAACAAACUGUUUCUAUUAAUUGCUAUAGAGCCACAAACAAUAAAGCAGCACUACUGCAUAACAAGAAAAUGGACAGAGAUAUGAACAUCAAAAUGCUCCUUUUGGAGAAUGGUCAGGCAAGUGAAAUAAUGUCUGAAAAAUCACUCAUCGAGGCAUCGGUUCAGGAGUUAAAAUCUAAAAUCAAAUAUUCUGAUGCGUGCACGCCGAACUCAAAAGACACCGAAAGUUUUAUGGUUAUCCCCUCAUUCCUUAAGCAGUACUUGGAGAAUCGAUUGCCAUUGUUUGUGGGUAAUGCCUUGAAGGCCAUUGCAAUGACACAGGGCAGAGAGUAUAUGAUUGAUGUGUCAUCAUCUGCGUCAAUGCCAAGCAAAGUCAGUGAGUCUGACAGACAUUUCUACCAUUCCAUUAUCCCGGUGGACUACCAAGCCAGUGGAGUGCUGGAAAAGAACAAACGUUGGGGUGAUGGCUUGCAGCAGUUUCUGGAGAUGAAGCACCAGUUGGCAAUAUCACCUCUGUCCAUCGUUACAAAUUAUAUGUCAAAUAUGCAGUUCUUCAAAAGAUACCUCAAUGGAAGAGGAAUUUUUGGUGUGUCUGGAACAUUGGGUGGGGAUCCAGACAAAGAUUUCUUGAAAAGGCAUUACAAAACAGACAGUUAUGUGAUACCAGCUCAUCGCUAUAACAAGGUGGUUGAACUCCCUACCCAGCAGAUUAGUGGUGACUACUCUGAUUGGGUAAAGGCAGUCCGUGAAACUACAUGGGCAGCUGCUGACAGGGGGCAAGUUGUCUUGGUGGUGUGUGAAGAUGUGAAGACAGCAGUUGAGCUUCAGAAGGAAGUGGAAUCUGAAUGUCGAUCAAUCACCAUGUACACAAUCAGUGAAAGGGAUUACAUUGAAGAAACUACAUUUAAGAAGGGAAACAUCAUUAUUGCCACCAACUUGGGAGGACGGGGCACAGACAUAAAGGUUAAUGACGAGGUCAAUCAGUGUGGUGGACUCUUUGUCCUCCUUACACAUUUUCCCAGUAACCGUAGAGUGGAGAAACAAGUGUUUGGACGUACAGCUAGGAAAGGAAACCCUGGUAUGGUCCAGAUGAUACUCCACCUUGACCAACUGGCACCGGCAUACCAAGGCCAACCGGUGGAGGUCAUGAGGCAGCUAAGAGAAGACUAUGAAGUUCAGCGCAUCUCUGAUAUGGAAUCUAAUGAGCUGCUGGAAAAUGAAAUGAAGGAAAAACUGUUUGCCACCUUUUGCAAAUUUCUUAAAGAAUUUGAUGCAAACUAUACAGAGCAAGAGAGAGAGAACCUGUUAAGUAUGAAGACAAAUAAUGUGGUAGAUACUAUCAAACAUCAAGGAAAUAAACUUGAUUACAAGCCUGCACUCAAUGCUCUCAAAGAAUCCUGGGCCUUGUGGCUGACACUUAAUGAGAAUAAUAUUAAACAGCAGAAGAAUUUCUCUGAGUUGGAAGCUGACUUGUUUGGAAAGUUGACCAGUACAUCCAGCAUGCUUUUACAGGGUCAAAGCCACAAAUUCUAUGACUCUCUCAAACAAGCUGUUAUCAGAACUGACCUGCAUUGUCAUACUAAAACAAAAUGUGAUUAUGGAGCAAAAGACUGCUGGCAGAAAGUUGCAGAAUGUGAUCCAUUCUACAGAGCGGUGGCACUCUACAACCAAGCCUAUAUCACAAUAAACCUUGCGAAGAAAGGCUAUAAAGCAGAGGCUAUUAAAUUACUCGAGGAGUCAAAGGAGACUGUGGAUGUCUACAUUUCAGAGACAUCAAAUACUGCAGUUGCUGGUCAGAUGGCAAUGAGAGGAAACUUUGAGCCACAUCAUGAUGGUGCUUGCAAUUUUCAAAGCCAGAUGCAAGCUCGGAUGGAUAUUUUCAAAACUUGGAGAGAAUGCAUUGACAAUGCACUGGAGGAACUUAAAGAAAUUGAGAGAAGUAACUCUGAUGCCAUCACUGAAGAAACCUCAGUUUAUUCACUUUCAGAUGAGAAGGACUUUGUCACCACAAAUGAGCUCAUGGCCAUGUAUGAGUAUGGCCUUGGAAUUGUGUUUGACAUAAAACAAAAACCAAGAUUUAAUGUUGCUGCUUUUAUUUGUUUUCUGCUUGGCGCAACCCAGGUUCUAGCUGGUGUUCUUGUUUGUUCAGCAUUCUUUGGCUCAGCCUCUCAGUUUGGUCUUGGUCUUAUCUCCGAGGGUGUCUAUGACAUGAUCAGUGGGGUUGAGGGUAUGAAAACUGGUGUUUUCAAUUGGGCGUCCUGGGCCAUUUCCAAAAGCAUCAGCAUCGGAAUAUCAUUGCUAACUGCUGGAUUUGGAACAAUCAAGUCUGUAUGCAGUACCACAAAAGACUUACUAAAUGGAACAAAGACCCUGUCCUCUGUUGCUCAAGGUGUCAUCAAAUCAGGGAAAGCCACAUUGCUGUCGAUGAAAGGUGCUGCCAUGUCAGCUGUCUCUUCAGUGUCUAGAAGCUCAUUGAGGAUGGGUACAGAUGUCGUGGUGAAACAGACUUUUAAACAAGCUUGCAGAUUUGCUGGGCAGGAAAUUGUUAAGCAGUCAACAACGUACGCAUUGCACUACGCAGUUGAUGCAGGACUUACUGCUGCUCUGAAGGACAUUGUGGAUUCAGUUUUUAGGAAAUCCUUCAAAGAUGAAAUAAAAAGAAAUGGUGAUUUGAAUCACACUCUUACACACUUUAUAUGCCUUUAUGUUCCAAAAUCUGCUCCGAUGAGACAACAUAUGGACUUCAAGAUUGACAAACAUUGUGAGAGGAAAAUGAAAAAAAUGGUUAAAUUCAUGGCAAAAGGUGUUUUACCCAGUGUCAUGACAGACUACACCACUGUACACAAAAUUAUUGACGGGCUUUCCAACAUGAGUGAAAUAGCUACAGUACUCUUGGAUAAAGCACACAGAAAAUACCAAGCAGCCAUGAAUGUAGGACUUGUGAUAGCAAAACACAGAACAAUGUUAAAAGAAAUGCUGGAAUCUGUCCCAACAAGAACAGUAGUUAAUGAAAAGAUUGUCCCCAAGUUGAUACAGCAAUUGAAUGAGCAGCUGGUUGAGAGCUAUGCCCAUGAUGAUAGACAUGAUCUCCCUGAUGUGAAACGCUUGAAGGGUGAGCUUUUGGAAUUAAUCUCUGACACCAUGUAUCAGGCAUUCAGUGAGGCUUGUGCUACGCAUACAACAACAUUUAUGAAAGGGAUUUUCCAGAAGAAGAUUAGUCAGGCAGCAGAGGGUAUUGGGAAUGCCUCAAGCAAUAUAUUUGGCAGACACAAAACCCUGGAUUUUUUCCAGGAGCAGCAACAAAGAUAUAAUAUGAAAUCUGCCGGAAAGAUUUUGACAGAGAAUUUGUCUGAAGCCGAAACACAAGAUCUUCAACGUUAUAUAAGUAACAUUUCCAGCACUAACCAUCCAGCUUCUGAACUAGACCUCUAUGUCCUCACAAAAAGUGACCUCCUUCAGGGCAAAGGUAUUAAGGUCAUAAUGUUCAACAAAGAUGGGCAACCAAUCUAUGAGAAUACCUACCCUGGAAAUGACAAUUCAGCAGGAUUCAUCACUCUCAAACUGUCCAGAAAGCCAGAUGAUUCUAAAAGUCAGAGGGGCUUUUUCAGAAGAAUGGCAGACAGAGUCCAAGGAGUGCAACAUCCCCAUGAAGGCCAUUACAGCAUCAUCCACCCAGAUGGCUCUGAUAUUCCUGUCAUAUCAAAUGGUCAGGGCUGCCUGUAUCAUGCUGUAAUCCAGGCAACAACUACGGAUCAAGAGCCAGACAUCCAGCAAAGAGCAGCUCUUCUGCGCAAUGAUGUACAAAGCGAGCUUAACCAGAACCUUCCACGGUAUGCUGGGCUAGUAAGACUCCAGAAGCGCUAUGAGCAAUGGCAGAAAACUCCCGGACAAUACGCUGUUAUAGGAGGAGGACUGAAAAGACAGAAAACCGACAAUAAGAUCAACGAUGAAGACUAUAAGAAUACGAUCUCUGUGAUGAAAGCACAUGAGUAUUCUCCUGGAGCAUCAGAAUAUGACAUUUCUGUAAAAUACUAUCUUGGAUAUGUUGGAACAUAUGAAGAUCUAAAGAAUACAAUUGAAUGUGGAAGGAAAAUCGUGGAGAAGGAUCAUUUCAUUCCAACUGACACAUUUGCUAAAGCUCGAGAAAAUGAAGAAGCUCUAAAUGAACUUCAGAAUUCACAACGAACAGAGCGUUCAGAGCUUUAUAAUCUGGUGACAGAAAAGGACAAAAAUGAUCACCUGGCCAUGCAGGUUCUUUACCAGGAUCAUCGUAAUGCCUUGACAACUGGAAACAGCAAGGGUGCACAAAAAUGCAGGGCACUGCUGGCUGAUACGCUACUGCGUGGGGAUGGUGAGACCCUGCUGAAACAGGCCAUGAUCAUGGCCAACCCCAUAUCUUCCCAGAAGCUCAAAAGACAAGCAGGUAUACAGAUUUGUUCAUUCCAGGGAGGAUUAAGAAGUCUUACAGAAGAAGGGACAAAUUGCUACUACAAAACCGGUUACAUGAAGUUAAUCAGCGAGUAUCAGAAGAUGGGCAUCAUCGACCAAAACGCAGAGGGUAGACUGAAGACGUGGGUGAAAGAAAAUCAGCACCUCAGCAAAAAUACACCUGAGUAUGACCAGAUACUUCAGCGCCUCAAACCUUUGGGCACCUAGAGCAUGAGCUCUGUAGUUUCUGGUAAUAAGGGUAAAGACGGAGUGUAGCACAGUGGGUAAGGCACUGAGCUUGUAACCAAAAGGUUGCAGGUUUGAUUCCUGGGUAGGACACUGCCGUUGUACCCUUGAGCAAGGUAUUUAACCGAAAUUGCUUCAGUAUAUAUAUCCAGCUGUAUAAAUGGAUACAAUGUAAAAAUGCUAUGUAAAAGUUGUGUAAGGCGCUCUGGAUAAUGUAAUGUAAUGUAAGGACUUUACAGGGCCCAAAGUCUAGGGAGAGGCCCUAAAAAACAUGUAUUUAGCAGGCUUUGUUGUGGAGUUGGGGCCAGAAUUUCCUGCAACGCCCUGACACAGAGAUGUAAUAGGAAAUGAGAAAUUAGAGAUGGACAGACCAAAAAAUAGAAUGGAAAAAGUGAUUUUUUUACUAUCAAUUGUACACUGUAGAACUACUUUGUGAGUGUGUCCAUCUCGGGCACAUGCUGUAAUAAAUUAAUUAAUAAUAAUAAUUAAUUAAUUCUGCUGACCUCAGGAAUAGAGAGUGAAAAUGAGUUUUCUUCCACACGCAUCACUACUGUGGCCUGCUGUUUGGUGAGAAAGGUCCAAUGCGUUGGCUACUGAUAGGUUUCACUCAGCCACCAUAAUGUGUUCGCUUCAUCCUAAUGCUUUCUCGGGUCAAUCUGUUCAUAGAUUGGCCACAGGUGCUGCUGUCUGUUCAGGUGAUAGCCACUGCAGUGCUUUCGCAACAUAAACCAAAUAUGGUGAAAGAGAAGAUGGAGAAAAUAAUCAAACCUAUAAUUUCCUGAUCAUGUUUGCAUGAGGGCAAAAUGGUCAAAAAAAGAAAAGAAAAUGAACUUCUAAGAAAAGCCUUGAUGAGCAGCAUUAUUUUUCGAUCAGUUUUCAUUUUUACCUGUGACUUUGGUUUGUGCAAGAUGAUUCCGUGCCCUAUGAUCUUCGACUUUUGUGGAAUGUUCUUUAUUUAACUUGAUGUCAACUUACCACAGAGCCAACCAGGCUAUAGUAAACAAAUAUAUUUAUGCAUUAAAAAAACUAUUCACUGGUGUAAAUUAAGGCAAUGCCUUUUUUGUCUUUGAGUGAACAUUGAACACUGUAGAACUACUUUGUGAGUGUGUCCAUCUCAGGCAUAUGCUGUAAUAAGCUUUGAUUCUGCUGACCUCAGGAA
Molecule: messenger RNA, 11237 nt
Organism: Anguilla anguilla (European eel)
Lineage: Eukaryota; Metazoa; Chordata; Actinopteri; Anguilliformes; Anguillidae
Product: trichohyalin-like
Exons: 13
Coding region: 2072-10060 (2662 amino acids)
Biological process (GO): protein targeting; protein import
Cellular component (GO): membrane
Molecular function (GO): ATP binding; ABC-type protein transporter activity
Source: RefSeq, a predicted model, not a curated record